AUGCUGAAUACUACUUCCAGCACUGGAGGUGCUGGGUCCUCAACAUUAAUGACACUUACUGGAGGAGUGUCCACCAGGGUAGGCGACGAGACCAGACAUCACAAUGGACUGGAAUCUAGCGAACUUCACACCAAGGCUUCGUUAGGUGCAUUAACUGGAGACGAUUUCGACCUGCAGGAGAUGGACACUCUUUCAUCAUCGGUAUUUGCAUUUGCUUGUUUAUUCUACUUUUUUGCAACUUUUGCCCAAAACAGACUAAAUUAA
Protopolystoma xenopodis is the source of this 264-nucleotide messenger RNA. The record is from the annotation of a GenBank genome assembly. Lineage: Eukaryota; Metazoa; Platyhelminthes; Monogenea; Polystomatidea; Polystomatidae.